This is a messenger RNA of Daldinia loculata, 1097 nucleotides long. RefSeq lists its product as uncharacterized. The coding region runs from base 335 to 991 and encodes 218 amino acids. The record is from RefSeq and is a predicted model, not a curated record. NCBI's taxonomy places the organism in Eukaryota, Fungi, Ascomycota, Sordariomycetes, Xylariales, Hypoxylaceae. The transcript has 2 exons. Gene Ontology annotation, molecular function: acyltransferase activity, transferring groups other than amino-acyl groups.
CUCAUCUACUAUGUAGCGUUGUUUGAGCAACUACAGACAAUAAGCUAAGCCAUUUUCUUAUUAAGACAUUAAAACAUAGCAACUACGAUUGGAGUGUGACUCCCAUAUCUAAAAUAGUGACUCAUAUUCGUUUAAUAUAAAGCCCAGUGUUUUAGAAGGUUUGUAUGCAACUAUCUAAAUUUCCAAAACCCUCUUUGGUGGUCUGUAACGAAGCACGGAAGCAAACCGGGUGGCUAUGAUAACCCGCCUACCGGUAUCCAUUAGCACAUCCGAGUCCAAUCAUUAUCCUUUCAUCAUAAGCGCGGCUGCAUCUUGAACGUUGUCUCGAACCAACAUGUUCAGUCUCACAGAAUGGCGCAUUGAGCUUAUACCGCCCGACGAGGAAGGCUCCCGCUUCUAUUUGGACUAUUAUAAGCCCUUUAGGCUGGCUGCGUUGGAACAAGACCCUGACGUCUUCGGCUCGACUCACGAUAGAGAAAUCAACUUUAGUAAUGACGACUGGCUCAGCCGCAUUAAUAACCCUCUUGUAAAGACCUUCGUGGCCGUGCGCCUGCAUGAUAGAAAGGUUCUAUCCGCUACAUCAUUAAUUGGACCGAUGCCGAACCCAGACCCGGCAAGCAAUCCGUUCCAAGUCAGUUCCGAAAUGAAAAAUGGCAGCGAUCAUCAUCACCAGAAUCACCAGAAUCACGGUGAGGCCUCAUCUGUACGUUUCCAGAUCAGCGGCGUUUACACGCUGCCAGAUGCUCGACGCCAAGGUCUCGCCAAAAUCCUAGCCGAGACUGCAAUACAAGAGGCGUUCGCUUAUUCUAAGCAGCAUAGCAAACGCCUCGAGCUGAGCCUCGUCGUGUAUACGUCAAACGGCGAUGCGAUAUCGUUUUACGAGAGCUGCGGCUUCGUAGCCAGUGCAGAAGGGGCAAGGAAAUCUUUUAACCCUCACAAGAACGCUUCUGCCGACGAAAUUUGUAUGCAUUACCAAAAGUCUCCUGAAUGACACUUUUUUCUCCCUCCUAUCAGCCCCUUUAAAAAAAUAAAAUGAAGAUUACCCCAGAGAUCUUCUCUAGAUGAUCCGCUUAUGGCUCAGCUAGCCGUCCAUCCUG